This is a messenger RNA of Erinaceus europaeus (western European hedgehog), 573 nucleotides long. RefSeq names its product COMM domain containing 6 (gene COMMD6). The transcript has 4 exons. The coding region runs from base 28 to 420 and encodes 130 amino acids. The record is from RefSeq and is a predicted model, not a curated record. Lineage: Eukaryota; Metazoa; Chordata; Mammalia; Eulipotyphla; Erinaceidae. Gene Ontology annotation, molecular function: NF-kappaB binding.
UAAAACUGAUACUUAACUGAAGCUAAGAUGAAUUACAGGAAAAUGCAUGUUUCAAGUCCCUUCUCUCCUUCCCUCCCCGCAGACAGCAGGGACCGGAAGCGGAAGUGUUGGUGGCAGAGGAAGAGGCCCCAGAGUCUAUGGUGCGGUCCGUGGACACAGGCAAUGGAGGAUUCUAGCGGGCCUCGGCUGGAUGCUAAAUCCAAGGUCACCAACCAGCUUGUAGAUUUUCAGUGGAAACUAGGUAUGGCUGUAAGCUCGGACAGUUGCAGAUCACUUAAGUAUCCUUAUGUUGCCCUGAUGUUAAAAGUGGCAGAUCACUCCGGCCAAGUAAAGAAUAAGUCUUUUGAAAUGACAAUUCCACAAUUUCAGAAUUUCUACAGACAAUUUAAGGAAAUUGCUGCAACUAUUGAAACUGUAUGAAUACUGAUUGACUUGGCUGAUAGAUUGAUUCAUUCUAAAGUCAUGGAAACAGAGUUAUGCAACAAAACUUCAGAAGGAUCAAAUAAUGUAUAUUGAAUAGAAAGUGCACUUUUGCUUUUACAGUUCUUAAAUUAAUAAAAGUAGAGAAUAAUA